This is a messenger RNA of Cyprinus carpio (common carp), 5015 nucleotides long. RefSeq lists its product as uncharacterized. Gene Ontology annotation, biological process: regulation of transcription by RNA polymerase II. Gene Ontology annotation, cellular component: nucleus. NCBI's taxonomy places the organism in Eukaryota, Metazoa, Chordata, Actinopteri, Cypriniformes, Cyprinidae. Gene Ontology annotation, molecular function: DNA binding; DNA-binding transcription factor activity, RNA polymerase II-specific. The record is from RefSeq and is a predicted model, not a curated record.
UAGGAUCAGGAUUUUGGGUUUGGGUGACGCGUUUUAAUCACGUGCCCUUAUUUGAGAGCGCCUGGCGUACAUUUCUUUCCCUUCUCGCCACUCCAGCAGCGCCCGUGUCAGCCGGGCACAUAACCAGUGUGCCAUAAAGCAGUAGAUGAUCCUUAUCGCGGUGACCCGACGGGUUCACGUUAGUUCACAGGGUUCAUCUGAGGAGAGGUCUCGGCCCCUCCUGUUCCCCAGAGACCCGGAGCGGAGCGAAACCUAAAUGUUAUUCAUUUCUGUAUUAAUAACGGAUUUCCUUUCGCAGUCACCAGAGCCGACGAAAAGGUUCACAGGGAGUCGUUAUUUCACUCCCUUUUACAAUGGGAAGUCCUGAUAGCUGAAAAUUUCACCAAUUUCUGGUUCAUCACGGCUGUCUGAUGACACCUCAACUCCAUACAAUUCCAGUAUUCGUUUCUAACUCUACAUUCAUCUCUACAAUCCUACACUAUGGCCAGCAAGAGGAAAUCCACCGUUCCUUGUAUGAUUCCAUCAAAAAGCAAGCACAUGCGGGAGGACAUCAUACUAGGAUGCUUACCUGAGCUCCUGCCCACAAUACCCGAAGACAGCAUCCUCAGUAUCUCUUCAAAAGAUGAGGAAACAAAACGAUUCCAUGAUUUUUCGAAAGCCGAACCGAAGACUUCAUGCUGGGAAAGGGGAACAUACAGCUGCCCUCUGUGCUGCUUUGAGUCCAGAGACUUGAACCUGUUUCUUCACCAUAUGGACAACUGUCACAUGGACUUUCAUGCUCAACCAAAAUUCUACUGCCUGUCUUGCAAGGUCUCAGCUGUGAAGUUUGAAGGUCUCGCUUUACAUAACGCAAAAUCACAUCCUGAACUCCAUUCAGGGCACAAGAGAGUAUGCUUGCAAGUUACCAAACAAGAUGGGGCUAUCAUAGUGGAGCAAACCCUGUUUACAGAAGAGGAUUUAAGUGAAUCCGGAAUAUCCAUUACCAAGACACCCAUAAUGAAAAUGACCAAAGGGGGGCACAAAAAAAUUGUUGUCUCCCAUACUGUUGAGGUACAACGGGCUGAGCCUAGCAGCGACAAGCCUGCAACUGUAACCAAUGGCACUUCAGUAAGGACCUUACCCCUAACAACAUCAUCACAUAUCAUUGGUGGCAUAAGUACCGCUCCGGUCCAUAAAAUCCCCAACGCACUUGGUAUACCAGGGAUGCAUAACCGUGGUCCUCUGUGGAACUCUAAUCUGUCAUCGGCUGAUUCAAAUUCUGAUCUCCCAAAGGUCAUGAUCCCUCUAAGUAGCAUCCCCACCUAUGAUCCAGCCAUGGAUUUAAGCAGUUUUCUUAAGACAUCUUUUGGUAAGUUCCCUUACCCUACCAAAGCAGAGCUCUGUUACUUGACGGUGGUCUCUGGCUUCCCAGAGGAGCAGAUCAAGCUCUGGUUCACGGCCCAAAGGCUGAAGCAAGGGAUCAGCUGGUCUCCUGAGGAGAUUGAGGACACACGUAGAAAGAUGUUCAACACUGUAUUCCAAGCCACACCAAAAACAUCACGGAAUCAGUCGCAUCACCCCAUUUCCCAACACUGUGUUUCUGUCCAGUCCGCCUCUUUGAUUUCUAAUUCUACACAACAGAUACCAAAGGGAAGUGUAAUGGGUUGGAAAGGAGGGGUCAUAGUAAGCCAGCCUAGUGUGACCCAGGCCACAUCCCUUAAGCAGCAGCAGCAGGCAGUGGUCCAGAUGCCACAGGUAAAUAUCCAUCAUGCUGUCCUCACUAAGGAAACUGGAAAAGAAUUAUCUUGUCAGACAACUGAGAACUGCAACAUUGCAGCCAGAGGAGGUAGCGUAAGCAAUCAUGGCCACACUGGAAAAGGCUGCAGCUCGUCCAUCAAGACUAGCGUCAGCUGCUUGCCUGGUGUUCCCAAGAGUCAAAACAGCAGUUACAUUGAGGGCAGCAUUAUGACUCUGACGAACAUAGUCAGGAAAAUUGACUGUCAUGUCAAUGACAGGAACGCAAAUUGCACCAGCAAAUCUUACAUCAGUCCAACUUCCAUUUAUGGGCAACAGAAAGCAUCCAGUAAUGCAAAAGAAAACAACAACAGCAGCUUUGCCACCACCAGCAAGUAUAACAACGGAAGCACUUAUAAAAUCACCAGCCACAGUACUAUUUGCACUAAACAGGAGGGAAACAUCUUAGACCACACCAGCAAAAGCAACACUGACACUAGUGUCAUUUGUAGCAGCAGCAACAUACAAACUGAAGAGUUUAUACCACCCCUUACCCAUAGCCUGGUCCCACAGCCUGGAAGUCUCAUGGAUCCAUCCCUUGGAAAGGGCAAGGUAUUACCUGAGCAACCAGUGACUUUGAAGCAAAGCUUUAUCCGUAACUCAUUCCCAGAACAAAAGCCGUUUCUUGCACCCCAAGGUCAAUCAUACCACAUACGUACUUUGAUAGACUCCCAGUCUGCUGUGGGGGCAUCGUUUAGUAACUUGCCCCAGAGCUCCCUUCAAUCUAACCCUGCAGCAAUUUCAUGUCUUCAGGAGGAAACGAGUCAACACUCCUCUUCAUCCCUUUCUGCUUCUCAAGAGCAAAAUUCUCCAAAAAUCCUGCUGGGAGCACCUCAGGUCCAGUCCCUAGACUCUACUGCCGUCCACUACAAGGAACAUGACCCCAAGCACUUACUUGCCUUAGACAAAGACUCUAAGCAAUCAAAUUUUGAUAAAGAAAGGUUGCACAGAAACAUAAUGCAAAAAGAAAACAAAGGAAGCAUUUCUGAACACAACAGCGGAAUUACAAAUACAUUUUACAAGGCUGACAGGAACGAGCAUAGCAACCUAAUUAACACACUAGAUACUUUCACAAACAAUAACACUAACAAGGCUAAACAAGGCAUGCAACUUUUACAACAAUAUAUACAGAAAGUGGACCAAUGGGAAAGCAACAGUGACUAUCAUGAAGAGUCGAACGUGAGCCCUAUGAAAAUAAACGUAAUAGCAUUGCACAAAGAAGAGAGUUUGUCCAAGACCAACAGCAAGCAGCAAAUCAGCAAGUCAUUGGAGAACUUGAUCAAUGAUGGUGGUCCUAGCCAUAAAAACGAAUCUUCAGAAUGGCACGAAAGCUACCGAAAUGAACCGGUGGAGGCUGAGGAGCGUAUAUCUGAUAUAGGUAACACUGAAUCACAUCAACCAGAUAUCCUUGUGGGGCUUGAAAGAGAAGAAAUAAAACGUGACCUACACCCGGAGCGGAAAAGUGUUUUUCAGAGUCUAGACUCUGAAACUCCUAUGCUGCCGAUAAAGAAAAAAUCAAAAGAGGCUACCAUGGAUUUAGACAAAUCAACUACAGGAGAACAAGACUACUGGGAGAUAAAAGAUGAGGAGCAUCAGCAACCAAUGGGCAACCAGAGUUUGAGGGGGCAUCAAGCGCAAGACAGUCAAUCAAGAGACACAUUGUAGUUUUUCUAGCAACUGACUUGUUGAGACUGACUGAGUCUUCAACUGCUGUCUACUACUCUUGGACUGUCACAUCACAUAACAGUGUUUAAGGUAAUCAAAGUAGUGCAAAUUUUAAAAUUAGUUUAAUUGGGAAACGUAAAUUUAAUUAUGUGCAUAUUAACAACAUUUGGCUUUUGAUCAACUUAUUUUUAAUACAGUAUUUUGAAUUAGUCACUGGCACACGCACAUGAUUAUGUGCUUUAUUUAAAAGGCUAUUUUUGGAAUAAGUGAAGGCAGAGCUAAUGAAUUAUAGAUUUACUCAAAGUGUGUCUUAACGUGAAUAAAUGAUGAAAAUUGUGUGUAGCAAAGUGCUAGACUCUCGGAUCUCUUGUGGAGUUCAUGGUGUGAUGCUGUUCGUUGUGUUUGGUCUGGUCUAACAUCUUUUUCUACACUACAGGGACUGUCUGAGAGGAGAGCUUCUGAAAGUUUAAGGACUUCACUCUGCAAGACGAAGAGGCAGAAGAUCCAAUAUUCAUUCUGAACAUUACAUUUCUUGUUUUCUUUAAAUAUGACAGCUGAUGAGAUUGUAACAUUUGUGAUGGUCAGUGGACUUGAGUUUUCAGAAAACGGCCCAAUCCAGAGAGUAGCCGCUACAAAUGUAGGUCUGAUUUGAUUUAGGUAAAUUCUGUGUAGGAAACUAUGAUGUAUAUGCUUGAAACUGCACUAUCGAGGGUGUACUGGACAUUAGGAAUGUCAGUUAGAUAUUGUGAUACUUUGUAAUAUGUCAGAUAAUCAGCACUUCUGCAAUGCCUUGGGUUUUACAUUAUUUGUUGGGAUAUUCCAACCGGUUUUCCUUUCUUCAUGUCCAGAUCAAAUAAGUUCUCCAUGGCUUAUUUUUUCACACAUCAUUGAGCAGUUAGCGACAAAUCAUGCACUAUAACUCGCUUUAGUGGUGUCUGUCUGCACACACAACAAAUUGGCCAGACAUUGCCUUAAACAUCACCUUUCUAUUUCUAUGACUGGCUGCACAAACAAGCAACUGUGUUGAUGUGUGUAUAAAUUGGGGAUUUGAAAUCCCAACAGAACUGCUGCUAUAUCUUCGGAGGUGUUUUUUUAUAAGCAUUAACAAGACUAUUAUAUGUGAAAAGCUAAAAAAAAAAACUUAAUUUAUGGUGGAGAAAGUUUAAAACGGUGUGUUUGCAGUCUGAGGGGAAUUAAAGUUCUCACAGACAGUCAGAUCAAGUGCUCUGCUAACUGGAUAUUCCCUGUGUUUGACGAUAUACGAUAUAUAAAUAUAUAGUAUAUACUAUAUAUACAUACACACACACACACACACAUUAUGCAUCGUUUAUAUGCUGCUAAGUUCAGACCAUCCAAAGUGAAAACAGGUGCUUUUCAUCCCUUAUUAUUUGCAUUUGUAUCCAAUGUGGUUUCUCUUUUAAAAGUUAACACGUAAAGAUACCAUCUGGACUUACAGUAUUACCUUCCCAUCAGUUCCCAUUGUGCAGGUCUGUCUAAAAGAACACAGUGCACUGGAGUGUUAUCCUUUCUACACAUUACGAAUCUUUUGGUAAUAAAUGGAGAAUGUCAAAUUUAAA